UUAGGCCUAGAAGAAGAAGACACGCUACUGCAGUGAAUAAGCAUUUUAGUUCAUUCGUCGGAGUUUUAAGACGUCACUGUGUGCUCAAUAUUUACUUUCCAAGAAAAAUAUUUUUGAUUAUACAGCGUCCACCAACCGAAAAGUUCAUUUUAUGUUUGGUUUUGACGUUUAAAGGUUAUUUUCAAAGAAUGCCUCAACCUAAAUACAGAAAGAUUGCUGUAUUGGGGUAUCGUUCAGUUGGAAAAUCCUCCCUCACGAUACAGUUUGUAGAAGGACAAUUUGUAGAUUCCUACGACCCUACUAUUGAAAACACUUUUAAUAAAAUGGUGUCUGUGAAUGGCCAGGAUUUCAAUCUCCAGUUAGUUGACACUGCUGGACAGGAUGAGUAUUCCAUUUUCCCCCAGUCUCAUUCUAUGGAUAUUCAUGGUUACGUUCUGGUGUACUCUGUCACUUCAAUGAAAAGUUUUGAAGUUGUGCAGGUUCUACAUGACAAGCUUCUUGAUAUGGUUGGAAAGAUACAGGUACCUACUGUUCUAGUUGGGAACAAAAAAGAUCUUCACAUGGAAAGAGUGAUUAAACCAGAAGAGGGAAAGAAGCUAGCUGAUUCUUGGGGUGCUGCUUUCAUGGAGUCCUCUGCUAAGGAAAAUCAGACAGCAGUAGAGGUUUUCAAGAGGAUUAUUCUGGAAAUGGAAAAGGUUGAUGGAAACGCCCCAUCAGAGGAGAAGAAGUGUGCAGUGAUGUAAGGCAUGCAGUAAACUCACAUGCUGAAGUUAAAAGACACAUCACCUUGCCUUUAACUAUAACGAAGCAGUUCAGAAAUAGGUCCUCUCCUGAUUAAUAUCCAGAUGCGUCAACGUUAUUCCAAAAAAUCAUAUUCAGUGUUGGGAAUUAAAUAUUGAUGCUAUUUGAAGCUCAAAUUACUGUAAAAGGUUUUACUUAAAAUCUCCCAUCUCUGUAACCUUCAGCUUUGAUAUGUUGACUGACAUUUCAUGUUUAAUAAUCUGACAGGUACUAACCUGUCUACAACUACUAUCUCAGCAAUACAGUUGGUCUCAUUUUUAUUUUAUUUUUUGCUCUCCCUCUGACACACUUACUUAUUUUACUUCUCUUGUAUAACCAAAAGAAAUAAAAUGGGAAGAUGAUGUAAACAGAGCCCCAAAAAGAUCUACUCAAGAUGAUGUAAACAGAACCCUAAAAAGAUCUCUUGCCCACCACCGGUGGUUUUAUACAUAAUCAAGUGACUGCAAGAAUUGUAUUCUUUCUAAACCUUCAGUAUAAAGUAAAUAUGAGAUCGUUAAAACUUUGUUAGAAUGCUAUUUGUGAGAUUUAGCUAUUUUAUUUUAUUUCUUUGCAUUUUUGUUGGAAUUGUUUUGCUUUGAUCCAGAAAUGAACUUGGUUACCCGUUUUAUGGCAUAUAAAAGUCCUCAUUAAAUAAAUAUUUUUUUUGGGGGGGGGAGAUAAUGAUGAACUUCAUACAGACCAUUUGCCGUUUGUGAGGACCAGUCAAUUCAUGAUCAACAAUUUCCCCCUGUGGUGUCUUAUGAGCUUAAUCACCAACAAUAUCUCUGUAGAGCAGUUAAGACUAAUACACCGGUUACUAAAAAAUGUUGUCAAUGCAUUUUUGAUGUCUUUUGCAUCACCCUCUCUUCUUCCUAUUUAGUCAUUUUUAGGUAUAUUAAUAGUACCGUGACACGAAUACCAUCAUGUAAUUUCCUGACCCAUAUUACAUGGAAUUAGCAUUACUGAAGUCCAAAAGGUCCUUUUAAGAUCUGACCUCCUCAUUUUCCUGUGAAGUUCAGGGUGCCAGGUUUUUCAUUUUUAUAAUUUUGACAGCCUUCAUUAUAAUUUUAGGGACUUCUGUAUAUGGAAUUUUUGUAUGUGGAAAAAUAAAACAUUUAAAGAAUG
Molecule: messenger RNA, 1905 nt
Organism: Pimephales promelas (fathead minnow)
Lineage: Eukaryota; Metazoa; Chordata; Actinopteri; Cypriniformes; Leuciscidae
Gene: rhebl1
Product: Ras homolog, mTORC1 binding like 1
Biological process (GO): signal transduction
Cellular component (GO): membrane
Molecular function (GO): GTPase activity; GTP binding
Source: RefSeq, a predicted model, not a curated record